Messenger RNA from Phanerochaete carnosa HHB-10118-sp, 2810 nucleotides. RefSeq lists its product as uncharacterized. Gene Ontology annotation, biological process: protein phosphorylation. The record is from RefSeq and is a predicted model, not a curated record. The coding region runs from base 1054 to 2442 and encodes 462 amino acids. NCBI's taxonomy places the organism in Eukaryota, Fungi, Basidiomycota, Agaricomycetes, Polyporales, Phanerochaetaceae. The transcript has 11 exons. Gene Ontology annotation, molecular function: ATP binding; protein kinase activity.
CGCUUGCGAGUCUAUAUCGAGCCGAAGUAUGGGCUCUCCUACGCGGCGCAAUUACCGACUGCCUUGUCGCAGCUAUUACAGACAGCGCUCAUUGCCAUAUAAGGGUCUCGUCGGCCGGUCCGCUGAACCUCUUUGGUCGAUCCUUGCAUCGGUGCCUCAUUGAGCACAGACGGCUGCUCUUCGUGCAAAACUCUUCGACUGCUAUCAAGGAGCGAUGUCCCAGGCUACAAACCACGAAGGCGAUACCUUGGAAGAUCAACAGGAGAUGGCUACGAUCAGCCAGUGCGGAGUAGUAGCGCUGCAUGACCAGGAGUACACGGAAGAGUCUGUAGGCUUUCAAGCUCUGGGACUCGAGCCCGUCGUUCAGCAUUUUGUAGAAUCAGGGGGCUUUGGAUUGGGGCUCAUAUACCAGGUGUGUCAACGCUCGCCUCAACGGCCUACUAUUCUAGACGAACUGUGCAGCAAACGGAAGCAAUUAUCGCAAAAUCCAUCUUCGACCUGUCAAUGAGGGGCGAGUCCACACACGCAGUGAGCUACCCAAACGACUUGUCCUUGAAGCUCGAGCGACCGUGCAUCUCGACUACGAAUCGCGCCAUAUUACUGGCUAAGGCAAUAUCGCGACGCUCGAAAUUGGUCGAACUCUCUUCCAAGCUGUCGUGUCGAGAUACUAUCUGGCGAGCUCUGGAGGAAGAUGAUUGCUAUGUCCUCAAAAUGCUGCAACACGCUGUGUCUUACGAUAGAGAAGAGAUAAUGCAGCUUCGCGAGGACGACGCAGCUUCGUUUUUGACCCUCGCCGACUCGGUCUUGUACACCAGUGGAUUCGGACGCGGUAUCUUCUCUCGACAGAUCAAUUUUCCCGCACCGGAUGCGGAAACACACGCCUUCCGAGAUCGACUUCACCGCAUAAGCGUCAGACUGUCAAUGGCCUCCUUCCAGCUUCCGGAAAGCCUGUACCUCAUAGGUGUCACCCUCAGAGACGCGAGACAAGCUGGAGGAGGGUAUGCUGACAUUCAUAGGGGCUAUUACCGGGCACGUCACGUGGCAUUGAAGACGAUGCGCGUUUGCACGCGUCAGGAGCUCGAGAUGUCCAAGCACUUGAAGAUGUUCUGCCGCGAGAUCACGUUGGUUCAUAGUCUCAGCCAUCCAAACGUAUGCGAACUUAUAGGUGUCGACCGCGAACUUUUCGGAGGAAACUUUUGUCUCGUGACGGACUGGAUGCCGUAUGGAAAUAUCAUGGACUUCAUCGGAACGUACUCAUUUGUCCUCGAAGAGGUCAAUCGGCUUGUGGUGGAGAUAGCUUCAGCUUUGGCAUACCUGCACGGCAAGAAUGUUGUCCACGGAGAUCUGCAUGCGAAGAAUAUCCUUAUUGACGCUGGCCGACAUGUUCGCCUCGCAGAUUUCGGACUGUCGGAUUUCUCGGAUGCAUCCUCCGCCAGUGUCAGCUCUGCGUCCCCCGGCGCAGCGCGUUAUAUGGCUCCAGAGAUUUUGUCCCCGGAGGAAUACGGCCUUAAACAUGUCCGUCACACGCCCCAAAGCGAUGUUCAUUCAUUCGCAAUGUGUAUAUGGGCGAUUUUCAAUGGCGACUCCCCCUUCCACAGCUGCCCAGCGAUAACGGCCUCUAUAGCUAUCUGCCGCGGCAAGCGCCCAUCGCGUUAUACAGCCAACCACGUCCUCCCAGAACCACUCUGGUUUCUGUUGACACGCUGCUGGCGGGAUCAAGCGGGUGAUAGGCCUAGCUCGUCCAAUCUCUACCGUGAACUUUCUCACAUGUUCGCGCCUCACACUACGACGGACGCCGACAUCAGAACUCCAGCUGCCGGCAGCGGACUAGUCGUCCCGUCGCAUCUAUGCCGCAAAGCAGACAACCAUGGGGAUAAGGCGCCCCUUAGCAGCCAGCCAGAGAGCGAUGACGGCACACUCGGCACACGGACGGUACUCAAGUCCCAUCGUACUGCGCACUGCGCCAGGACCGGCCCCGUUUCGGCGUCCCAACCGCUGCACACACUACUAAGCGCCUUCGAGCGUCUACGCAUCAACCCAGCAGCCAUGCCAAGCCAGGCGCCGCAGACAGUCCUCGGCCUGGCAAGCAUUUACCCUGGUGCAGAGCACCUCGUUCCCCAGAUGCUAUAUCAUCCCCCACAGGACCAAGAGCUGCCCAGCACAAACACAUCAUCGGUCAUGUUCUAUGUUUCUGAUCUGCGAGGCUGCGGGAUCAGCUGUCCCGACGCGCUCAACGGGCGGUUCGCGGAGCUGAAGGAUGCGAACGAGAUUAUCGAGUGCCAAAGCUUCGCGUUUCUGAGAAUUUUGGUGCGCGUUGGCCUGAUUACGAGCCCUGGUCGGUUUUCACCUUUCUUCACCCCAACACUACUCGGGCAGACCUGGCGAGAUGGGUCAGUCUCUGCACACAAGCAUUUCUCAAUGAAUCGUCGGCGAAGUGUCUGAACCCUAAUACGCGUUGGCGGCUGGGCCCCGGUGCCAUCGCAUUCUCCGACCUCGAGCUAGUCGGUCUACAGCCUGUAGCCGCACGAGACUGGCAGGUCCACUUCCGAGUGCGGUCAACAACACUUUUGGCAGCCUAGUCUGCAGGGUACGAGCUAUCAACUUGUAUUCAGCGUUCCCGUCGACGGCGCGCGAUACUGGUCAUGGUAGGCACGCCCCCACCCCCAAGCAAUCCUACAUCCUUCCUUUCCGAUACCUUCGUGCAUCCACUUCUCGUCCCACAAAGAUCUAACCAUGUAAUGUCAGCUCUGUACUAUAUCCCUGUACUCGUAGUCCAUAUCGAGCGAAUCAGACUCACGAUGGUUCCCCGC